CGUAUUUGAAGUCCUUCCUGCCUUGUGAGCUUGGCCGCCGCCCCUCCCACUUCGACGUUAGAAUGCUUGCCAUUGUCGCCAUUGUGCAAGGAAGGACGAAGCAGGGCAACGUGGUGGCCACAGCAGGCAAGGCGCAGACGUGGAGCAGGCACAGCAGGGCUAGCAGCGGGCACAGCAAGGUAGAGCGAGGAGCCCAGGACUGAGCAUCGCAAGCAGGCAGAUGCGAUUUUUCGACGAAUUCGUAUGGUACAGAAAUGUCGAAUGAAGUGGAUAUGCUCAAAUCAGGGUUCAUAGAAUCCGAGCCAAAGAUAUUGUCGAAAACAAUUCAAGCUCACUGAUGUGGAGGGCAGCUCGGAAGUGGAAGGUCGAUUGCUUAUGAUUGAGGAAUUGUCUGGUCUUUCGAUUUCCUAACAGCACACCAGGGAAGCAACCGCGGAAGGACGGAGAGGAGGGAAGAGCUGGAGGAAAGGUGACAUAGGAGGGGAGAGGGAGGAGAGGAAGAAGGAACGCCGAAAAAAAAAGGAAGGUCGUCCUGUCAGAUUCGUCAGAAGAUUGAAUUGGGUUGGGCUAUACUUAAGGAAAAAAGAAGAAAUACAGGGAAGGAGAGAAGAUUUCACGAUGCCUGCGGUGGUGGAGCCUUUGCUGGCUGAGAACAGCCAACGGUUCUGUAUGUUUCCUAUCAAGUAUCCGUCCAUCUGGGAGUUUUACAAGAAAGCGGAAGCAAGUUUUUGGACGGCGGAGGAGGUUGAUCUGUCUCAGGAUCUAGCGCAUUGGGAUGGGCUGAACAAGGAUGAACGGUUCUUCAUUCUUCACGUGCUGGCGUUUUUCGCCGCGUCGGACGGUAUCGUGUUGGAGAACCUGGCGAUCCGGUUCAUGAAGGACGUGCAAGUGCCGGAAGCUCGCGCGUUUUACGGGUUUCAAAUUGCCAUCGAGAACAUCCAUUCGGAGAUGUACAGCCUGUUGCUGGAGACGUACAUAAGCGAUCCGCAGGAGAAAGCUCGUCUGUUCAACGCGAUCGAGACGGUCCCUGUGGUGAAGAAGAAGGCGGAUUGGGCCUUGAGGUGGAUAGGGAGCUCGAGCACCUUCGGGCAGAGAUUGGUGGGUUUUGCCGCCGUGGAGGGGAUCUUCUUCUCCGGCAGCUUCUGCGCCAUCUUCUGGCUGAAGAAGAGGGGCUUGAUGCCCGGUCUCACCUUUUCCAACGAGCUGAUUUCCCGGGACGAGGGUUUGCACACGGAYUUUGCCUGCCAUCUUUACUCUCUCCUCCAGACCAAACUCCAUCCGCAAACUGUSGAAGACAUCAUUCGCGACGCCGUCGCCAUYGAGAAAGAGUUCGUCUGCGAAGCUCUGUCUUGCGACCUCGUCGGAAUGAACGCCGCUCUGAUGAGCCAAUACAUCGAGUUCGUGGCUGAUCGCCUUCUUGUGGCGCUGGGAUGUCAGAAGGCGUACAACGCCCAAAACCCGUUCGAUUGGAUGGAGUUGAUCUCCCUCCAAGGGAAGACCAACUUCUUCGAAAAGAGAGUGGGAGAGUACCAGAGGGCGGGCGUGAUGGCGAACCUAAAUAGCACGGAUGCCGUAGGGAACAGGGUCUUUAAAACGGACGAGGACUUCUAACGAGUAAAACACGUUCUUGGAUGUCAGGAGUAGGAAGCAGAUCUAGAUGAGAGGACAGCAGAGGAAGAAACAGCGGGGGGAUGACGAGUAGAGGCUGUAGGUGAGGGAGAAAAUGGGGCAGGAGGCGGAGGCGUCAGAGGAAGAGAAAAGCGGAGGAGAAGGGGGACAGGUAGCAGAAGAGGGAUCUGAAGGCGCCUGAAGAGGAGGGAGUUGAGGGACAGAUAGACGAGGGGAAGGAGGACGUGGAGGGAGAAGAAGAGAUGGGAGAAAACGAGGAAGAAGACGGAAAGUGGAAGAUGAACAGAGAUCAGAGGACCGAAGAGGAGAGAGGAGGAGAGACAGAACGGUAGCGGGAGUGUGACAUGUUAGAGCCUUUACGAACGGUUGCAGUAAAAUUGGACGGUGGUUUUCAAGGUACAGCGAAUAACGAGGUGUCUUUCUGCUUCUGCCUCGCCUACAUGCGCACGGAAGAGAGAGAGAGAGAGAGAGAGAGAGAGAGAGAGAGAGAGAGAGAAGUUUGUAGAUUCAAUGUCCUGCAGAUACGGAAUUCGGAAUGUCAUCGUGGUUGGGCGAAUAUGGUCAGGUAGUUAGCCGAUGACAAAUCGGGAGGAGAUGAAACGGCAUUGCACUCUUCAGGUGAUGGCUCAGCAAUGAGUUACAUUCUUGGAUGGCGAGGAAGGUUGAUGCUCUACUGCUCAGCUGAUAUCACAUGGCCAGUCGGCUGUUUCCAAGACGUAUCAGCGGGCAUCUGGUCACCUGUGAUGAUCAAAUCGAGGUUAGGUGAUAUGCUGUGAUGGGACGCAGGUUGUCUAUAAUGGUCCUUCGAUCUUAGCUACUCGUGGAUGAGCAGCGGUUUCUUUUAUUUGGUGUGACUCGUUCGGUCGCUUCUUUAUCUCUUGGCUCUUACUUUGCGGUAGAGGUUAAUUGUUAGUGGAGAGGUAGCCUAUAUUACCGCACCUUUGCAUUUUGUUAACACAUUGCUCUGGCGCCUUCACACACACACUUACACACGCAGACCCAGACACAGAGAGAGAGGGCUCCAAGAGCUCUCAACAAAGAAGGGGGUUGAAGCUGGUCAGGUGCGAGGAAGGAUCUUGAAAGAGAGGCGAUUGUGAGAGUGCAACAUUCGUCUCGUGGUUCCGGUUUAGGUUCAGCCUUGGCCCCUCGGGAUCUGCUAUGGGCUCGGUAAAGCAUGCCGUUCGCUGAUUGUCCAAUUGCAUUCGAAAUUCGAAUAUGUAAUUAUUGACGCAACAACGUCAAUUCCUGAAUCGCUGUCUUUAUUAGGACUUCUUCGGACUGAUGUUUCUUGUAUACACCGUUUGUUGCCUGUCAAUC
Messenger RNA from Chara braunii, 2946 nucleotides. The record is from the annotation of a GenBank genome assembly. NCBI's taxonomy places the organism in Eukaryota, Viridiplantae, Streptophyta, Charophyceae, Charales, Characeae.